Spirodela intermedia is the source of this 3316-nucleotide messenger RNA. The record is from the annotation of a GenBank genome assembly. Lineage: Eukaryota; Viridiplantae; Streptophyta; Magnoliopsida; Alismatales; Araceae.
AUGGCUGGUCCCGGCAUUCACCCCUACCACCAGCCUUGGGCGCCUCAGCCGCCCCCUCCGAUUCCCGUGGAAAACCCUAGCCGAGCUUCCAUGGACGAGGUGAGAAACGUCUUUCAAUGUGCGGCCAUCUGAAGAUUUGAUGUGUAUUCGAUUUUAUUGAUAUUUAAUGUUUGAGCGCUUUGCAGGUGCGAACGGUAUUCAUAACUGGUCUUCCUACGGAUGUGAAGGAGAGAGAGCUCCAGAACCUGCUGAGGUGGCUGCCGGGUUAUGAGGCGUCUCAGAUCAAUCUGAAGGGCGAGCAACCCAUGGGCUUCGCCCUGUUCUCAAGCCCUCAGGCUGCCAUGGCUGCCAGGGAUGCGCUCCAGGUAUUUAGGCAUCGUGUCCGUUGGGUAUUUGCGUGGUUCUUUCUGGCAUCGGUUUUGACUCUUUCGGACAUUUUUCUUGGGCCUAGAACAUGGUGUUCGAUGCGGAGUCGAAGUCCGUUUUGCACACAGAGAUGGCGAAGAAGAAUCUUUUCGUUAAGAGAGGUCAGUUUUUUCAGAUAUUCGGAAGGUUCAUCCUUUUGGACUAAUCUAUCAUAUCAUGAUUAUAUAUGUGCCCAGUCUGUCUGAUUUUCAUAGGAAUUUGGCGUAAAAAGCUUACACUAGGAUUUAGACCCAUCAGUCAUGCAUUCCGAUUGCCAGUGUUUGAAAAUGCAGUCAUAACAAAACUUUCAUACAUUUAUGAUCAUAAGUUUAGAAUGCUAGAACACAAACUUGCUCAGUGGCGAGCAGGUGGAUGUGACUUCUUGUCGAGUUUCAGUUCUGUCCGAACUAGCCGAUGGAUGGUGUUGGCCUAUUUGAAAAGUCAGUUCUUUAAUUUCUUUUUUCCUUUUUUGGACAUGGGUGUGGGAAUUAAGUCCUGAAGGUUAUUUUUCCUAGGAUUUGCAUCAUCGAAAGAAGUUAUUUAAGGGUAAAUGCCGUCCAUUCCUGCGCGUUUAGUAUACUAGGAAGCCGGUACUCGGAUUGGAUUUCACUCUGGAUAUUAUCAGUUAACCUUCAUUUAAAGUUAUUUUUGGGGUAGAACUGAAAUUUUCCAAGCUAUCCUAAUUGCUAAAGCCUAUUGUCUCAGUCCAUGUUAUCCAGACGAUUACCCCCUCCCCAUGUCAGAUUUGCUACUACUGAAUGCGGCCGGUCGAUAAGUAGUGAUCCUGAGUUGCUGCUGAGAACUGGUUCGUGGUGUUCUUGCAGCUGACUACGUAUCAAUUUAACUCAUUUGGCAUCGUGUGGUAUCCCAUGUAGAGAAUUCGGGGUUUGUAAAAGACAACCAGCUGAUAUCAACCAUAGAUAUAAUUUAUUUAUCAUGUUGAUCAGUAAGAUUCCUAUCAUUUCAUCAGACGCAUUCUUGUUUAUUAUCUUCACUUUAGAAAAAAAUAUAUUUAUAGAAAUUUAAUACUUCUUUAAUCAUGCAAUUCAUGUUUUUCCAAUUUUUAAAAAUAAAUUACCAGUUAAAAGGAAAUCCCAUCUUUUCUGUCCCUCACAUAUUUCUAUGAGCUCAUUUGACUUAAUUCCCAUUGUCUGUGUCUGUCAUUUUAGUCACAGCCCGGUGGGCAUAUAGUCACACAGGAGUAUUGAAAAGCACAUCAAGGGGAUUUCAAUACUUUUCUUGCCAAAUAAUGAGUAGCUCGAAUUUUGGAAACCGUUUUUAAUCUUGAACUUUGUGUAUCACUCGCAUUAUAAUAUUUUCCUGAUAUAUUUUUUUCAGAAUUAUCUUUUUUGAAUUUAUUGCAUGAUAUUAUAACUUUCCAACGGUGGAUAUGCAGACAAAGCUAAACAUUUACGGUCAACAGUAAAGUCUGUGAUAUUAUUUGACAUCAACCCAUCGUCUCACAGUAAAUGUCAGCUUUCUUGUUUCAGGUGUCGUUGCUGAUUCCAGUUCCUUUGACCAAAGUAAACGCUUGCGGACUGGUGGUGAUUACACCCACGCAGGCUAUGGAAGCCCUGCUCCUUUCCACGCUCACCCUCCUCCUGGGCCUGUCUGGGGCCCCCCCGGGUAAAUUUUCUCCUACAGCCAAUGCUUCAGCAAUGACUGUGGAAAACCAUCUUCUUUGGACGAAAAAAAUACAAUUAAAUAUUACAUCCGGAAUAUAAGUUCUUGCCUGAUUAUGGAUCUCUGAAACUUGGAUUUCAUUCCCUUAUUGGAUAUUUUCGUUUUUCUCUACUUGAUCAAAGGUACAUGGCCCCUCCGCCACCGCCGCCAUAUGAUCCAUAUGGAGGUUAUCCUGUUCAGCAGCUACCCUUGCCUGCUCCUGCUCCUGUGCCUGCUCCCAGUGGCUACGCCCCUGUUCAGGUACUACUCGUGAGUUCUCUCUUCCCAGCAGAUCUUCGGGGUCUUGCUUGAGCCUCCACCUUACUGUUUUCAUAAUUUUUCACUUUUUUCUCCUUUUGAAUCUUCAUCAUAUCAUCAUCAUCAUCAUAUAUCACAAUUUAAAGCUUUGAGUCGACAACUGAUGGCUUGAUGUUGAUUGGGGUGAUGAUCGCAGACAUUAAUAUGCUGUCAGAUUUUUGGAAUCGCGGUUAUACUAGUGCAAUAUUUUUUCCUCACAAUCUUCCAUCUGUUCUAUAGAAUAUGAAGGACAACCCUCCCUGUAACACACUCUUCAUUGGCAAUCUCGGAGAGAACAUCGUCGAGGAAGAACUGAGGGGCCUCUUCAGCGUGUAAGCAUCAUCCUGAUCUAAAAGGUUACCCGGAACAAGAAUCACAUCCUUCCUGAUUUUUUUCCACUCUCUCUCUCUCUCUCUCUCUCUCUCUCUCUCUCUCUCUCUCUCUCUCUCUCUGUGCUGAUUUGCAGCCAACCAGGUUACAAGCAAAUGAAGAUCUUGCGACAAGAGAGAAACACCGUUUGCUUCAUUGAGUUUGAGGUCUGUUUUCUCACUCCUCUUCUCUCUUCUCUCUCUCUCUCUCUCUCUCUCUCUCUGGCUCAUGCUCAGCUUCCAUUAUUUUCUAUUUUCAGGAUGUGAACAGCGCGACAGUUGUUCAUCAGAACCUGCAGGGCGCAGUGCUGCCCAGUUCUGGACGCGGAGGCAUGAGAAUACAAUAUCCUUUCAUGUUUCGAUUAUUGAUCCUGAGCCACUUCUAGAAUAAAUAUUCAUUAAUUAUCUCAAAAAAAUCGCGUGCUAUUUCUGGAAGAUGCCCUUUUUUUCUUUUGAAUAUAAAAUUCCCCAAUUUCGCUUGCUUUUUUUUCUUGACAAUCGAAACGUUCUCGAAGAACCCAUUCGGGAAGAGGAAGGACUCGGUCAACGGCCCGGGACCCGAAGUCAACGGAGCUCCGUACUAG